This is a messenger RNA of Helicoverpa zea (corn earworm), 1693 nucleotides long. RefSeq names its product S-adenosylmethionine decarboxylase proenzyme (gene SamDC). The coding region runs from base 245 to 1297 and encodes 350 amino acids. Gene Ontology annotation, cellular component: cytosol. Gene Ontology annotation, biological process: spermidine biosynthetic process; spermine biosynthetic process. The record is from RefSeq and is a predicted model, not a curated record. NCBI's taxonomy places the organism in Eukaryota, Metazoa, Arthropoda, Insecta, Lepidoptera, Noctuidae. The transcript is spliced from 8 exons. Gene Ontology annotation, molecular function: adenosylmethionine decarboxylase activity.
AUAUUCUUUAUUCUAGUUCAGUGCUUCCGAACGCAAACACGCGCCGGCUCGCUCGCUCUGAAAGAAAGAGAUGUUGAUACAUCCAUCUCUUCUUUCACCCGCAUUUUGCCAAUAAUUUCGUUUCAUUCAGAUUCAGUCAACUUCCGACGUCUAUUGCAAACGCUCGUGCGUUCAGUUCUCAGUGAGAAUAAAUCCAAUAAAACACUUUUGCUCUUUUAAACCUCAAAAAUAACAAGAAGUAGCCAUGGCUGAAACUGAAAUAAUAUCUAAUAGUGAAAAGAAUGACCAAUUUUUCGAAGGCGUUGAAAAGCUCAUCGAAAUUUGGUUUACACCGGCGAAAAAUGCGGAUUUGAGAAAAAUCACUCGUCAACAAUGGGAGAAUGUGCUGAAGAUAGUGCGUUGUGAGAUCAUCUCUUUCACCCAGAGCGAGCAAGUCGACGCCUAUGUACUCAGUGAGAGCAGCAUGUUCGUCUCCCGUCGCCGCUGGAUCCUGAAGACCUGCGGCACGACGACGCCGCUGCGCUGCGUGCGCGCCGUGCUGGGGCUAGCGCGCGACGUGGCCGGGCAUGCGCGCGUGCACAACGUGUUCUACUCGCGCCGAGAAUUCGCGCGCCCGGCCGCCCAGUUGCAGCCGCAUGAUAACUUUGAUUCAGAGGUGAAACUUCUGGACUCAUUCUUUGGCGAUGGUCGUGCUUACAUCAUGGGCCCAGAAAAGGAUUGCUGGUACCUGUACACUCUACUGCCGCUUGAAGGCACAGUAGACGCUCUUGAGAAGGAACACACUGACGCCAACGAGGGCGGCCUGUCAGAACCUGAUCAGACCAUCGAGAUCCUCAUGUCAGACCUGGAUCCAGCUGUCAUGGACAUCUUCACCAGACAGUACUCUGCUGAUGCUGCUGCUGCUACCAGGGAAUCUGGUAUAGACAAGAUAAUACCGGGAAUGGUCAUAGACGACUUCCUGUUUGAUCCGUGCGGAUACUCAAUGAAUGGAGUCGCUAAAGAUGGCUGCUACAUGACCAUCCACAUAACUCCUGAGCGUUCGUGCUCGUACGUGUCGUUCGAGUCCAACGUGCCGGUGGAGAGCUACGACGGCGUCAUCGCGCGCGUACUGCGGGCAUUCCGCCCCGCCAAGUUCGUGCUCACCGUGUUCGCUACACCGGAUUCUCCGGGAGCCAGCGCGGCCCGGCAGCUGAAGAAGUUCCCGGCUUUGGGCGCGUACUCGCCGCUGGAGUCGCAGCACUGCCGCUUCUCGGGCUACGAGCUGCAGUACGCGCUGUACGCCAAGUUCCCGAGCUGAGGCCUCGCGCCGCCGCCCCGCCCCGCGCCGCCUGCUGCGGGCCCCGCGCCCGGCCCCCGGGCCCCCGCCGGGCCCCCCGGGCUGCUGGCCCGCGCCGCGCGGCUGCUGUGCUGCGAGUCCGCGCUGCCCGCCUGACUGACUGACUGUUCCAUUCCAUUAAGUGAUAUUAUAUAUACGUUACCUUAGUGUUACGUGUGUGCCAGUGUAGGCGACGCUCUGCGGCGACGCGCGUGCGACACGUGCGAGCGACACGUGCGACACGCGCGGGCGACGCGUGGACACGUGCGAGCGACUCGCACGACACGCGCGAUGCGGGGCUCGAGCCGCGAGAUACACGCGGGGCGUGCAUGCCCACUCUGAGAUUUAACAAAUCAAAUAAAAAGAUUUCGAAUUAUU